Neofelis nebulosa (Clouded leopard) is the source of this 4631-nucleotide messenger RNA. RefSeq names its product microtubule associated scaffold protein 2 (gene MTUS2). The record is from RefSeq and is a predicted model, not a curated record. The transcript has 14 exons. Gene Ontology annotation, molecular function: microtubule binding. NCBI's taxonomy places the organism in Eukaryota, Metazoa, Chordata, Mammalia, Carnivora, Felidae. The coding region runs from base 122 to 4234 and encodes 1370 amino acids. Gene Ontology annotation, cellular component: nucleus; cytoplasm.
GACAUUGUCGGGAGGCAGCAAGCAGCUUGAGAAUUUCCCACGAAACAAAUAGCAGCUCGGAGGAAGCACCUUUCCAUUAAGUAGGACUGCAUGGCCAGCCGCCCCCACUGAAGGGCUGAAAAUGAGCGUCCCGGUGGCUCCGAAGAAAUCGUGUUACGCUCCGUUGCGGGACAACAGAAAUGGAGUGAAAAAUAAUAACGAGAGUAUCCUAAGUCUGGGAGAUACAAAUGCCAAUCAGAUCAUGUUGGAGGUCCGUUCCUCUCAUGAUGGGUCUGGGACAGGUGACCCGACAGAUGAAAUUAGAAACGCAAAUUCAAGGGAGCCAGAGAACAGUACCCGCUUCUGUAAGGAAUUCCAUCAACUUCAGGGCUUUGGGAAGGGACUGCAGGCUGGCCCCACCAGCCUGAAAGAUUUUAAAUUUUCUUCCACCGUUCACGGAGGACCGGACGAAGAGCACACAACGGAGAGAGGCACAGAUACCCUCCAGAGCCCUUGGAGUAUUCAGGGAGCAAGUCUGUCAAGUUGGAGGCAUGUCAUGGCUGAGGCCGGUCCAGAGGUUUCGGCCAAAAGGGACGCUGACCCGCCCCGGCAGGCUCCUAAGGAUAAGUUGGCAAAGACCCUUGACAACGAGGAAUUGAGAAGGCAUUCUCUGGAAAGGGCUGGAGGCGCUGCUGUUGUCGUGGAUGUGCCCCCGAGAGAGCACGGUGGGAGCCUCAGCGGGCAGAGUCCGCAGCCCACACCGCUGGACUCCCCCGAGGCCCCGCGUCCUGAGCCCGGUGGCGGGGACGGGCCGCAGACGAUGUCCACAGCCCCCUCUCUAGGGGCGGCCUUUCUUCCGGCUGACUGUACCUCAGAGGGAAAGAGUGUGCGUCAUCCUAAACCAUCUACCUCAGCAGCCGAGGAGACCACCCCCUCGGAGACCCAGAUGGGACGUGCACCGAGAGUUAGCAACGACAGCACAUCACGUUCUGCCCCCGCAGAGCCGGGUCCCCAUUCGGCUUCAGCCCCGAAGGGAAUCCCGAGUAAGCCAGAAGCACAAUUAGGUCAGGGAAAGGGAGAGCCCCAGCCGGAGCCGAAGGUCGUCCACCCCAAGGCCGUGCAGGAAUUGAAGUCAACCCCGGCGGAGUAUGCGGGAUGCUCGAAGGAAGGGGCUGUGUUGUCCCUGGAACGGAAGGGGCCUGGUGGGAAAGCACAGCAGGAAUCUGCCCCCGGUGGCACACCUAGCCUGUCACCUAACGGUCUCCAGCACGUCGGGGCGGGAAGAGGCAGGGGCGAGCAGGACAAGAGAGCGGGCAGCCUACCUGAGGAGGGUGCUCUUCAGCCCACGCUCACCCAGGGCCUUGCUUCCUUGGCAGCCGCUGAUAAGCAGCCCGCAGGUAAAGUUUCAGCAGGGGCAGCCAGGAAGCCCGGCGAAAUGGCAUCCAGUGCCGUUUCGUCGGGAGAUGGCCAGGCACCUCUUAUCCUUUAUGAUCCACCUGACAGGAGGCCCUCAGAGGUCAGUGAGGCGAGAGUGCUGGACGGCGGGCACGUGGACAGUGCUGCGGCUUGUACUUCGGAUCCUUCUGUUGGAGAGAGCAACGCCGGGGUCCCCGAGCCCUUUGACCCUCAAAGCAACAGCUCCGAAGGAGGGGCCGGCAAAGAGGUCACGGCAGCUGUUGCAGGAAAUAGGAACCUUCUGGAAAGUGCGGCUGAGACUGAAAGCGCCCCGGGGGGAGCGGGCGCCCUUCGCAGCGUCCCGUCACCCCUCCAUCCAGAGACGACCGCGAAUGUGACCCACCAGCCUACACCAGCUAGUAGCAGCAGCUUUCAGGACUCGGGCGCGUCGGGUGCGGAUGCGAGGCCCCCCUCGGCCGCCGUCCCCCCCACCGAUAGCGCGCGGUUGUCGAACCCCCCCCCAAAAGUGCCUGACAAGAGCACCUGCCCCAGCGGGGUCCCCGAGCCUGUCCUCCCACCUUCUGAAGACACCCCUCCCUCACAGGAUGGAAUGGAGAACCACCAGGUUGAAAAAGCGGAAGAAAGGACAGAACCCAAGCCCAUCGUUCUGCCCAAGCCCAAGCACGUGAGGCCCAAGAUCAUCACCUACAUCAGGAGGAGUCCUCAGGCCCUGGGCCAGGUGGACACUUCGCUGGUGCCAGUGGGGCUUCCUUACGCUCCGCCCACGUGUCCCAUGCCUCUUCCCAAAGAGGAGAAGGCAGCAGGUGGUGACCUGUACGAGAAAUUCAAGCCAGACUUGCAGAAGCCACGGGUCUUCAGUUCCGGGUUGAUGGUGUCUGGGAUCAAGCCCCCAGGACACCAUUUCAGUCAGAUGAGUGAGAAGUUUUUGCAGGAGGUGACAGAACGCCCCGGAAAAGAAGAAUUUUGCAGUCCGUCCUAUACUCAUUAUGAAGUUCCUCCAACUUUCUACCGGUCGGCCAUGCUCCUUAAGCCCCAGUUGGGAUUGGGUGCAAUGUCCCGUUUACCAUCUGCAAAGAGCAGGAUCCUGAUCGCAAGUCAGAGGUCCUCAGCGAGUGCCAUCCACCCACCAGGACCCAUCGCGGCAGCUGCUGGCCUCUACAGUCCCGAUUCGGCAGCAGAUUUAAAGAAAGCCUCCGGUUCAAAUGCUGCAAAAUCCAAUCUACCAAAAUCUGGACUUCGUCCUCCUGGAUACUCACGUCUCCCAGCAGCCAAGCUGGCGGCGUUUGGCUUCGUGCGGAGCUCCAGCGUGUCCUCGGUCUCCAGCACCCAGUCCGCGGACAGCGCGCAGCCGGAGCAGAGCAGACUGGCCAACCGGUCAACCUUUGGGAAUGAAGACCAGCCAGCUCCGAAGGCGGUUCUGCCUUCCAAAGACGCACCCAAGGGGGCCAGCCGGGCGACCCCUCCAGCGUCCUCCAGUGUGACAACACCCCGCCGGAGUUUGCUUCCAGCGCCCAAAUCCACAUCUAUACCCGCUGGAUCCAAGAAAGAAGUACAAAAAGAUCAAGAUGCUAAUAAACCCGCUGUUUCGUCUCCUAAGAGAACAGUGGCUGCAACCACCAAGCUUCAUUCACCAGGAUACCCCAAACAGAGGACAGCGGCUCCCCGAAAUGGCUUUUCCCCCAAGCCGGACCUGCAGGUGCGCGAAGCCGAGCGGCAGCUGGUGCAGCGGCUGAAGGACAGGUGCCAGCAGCAGGCCAGGCAGCUGGUCCUGGUCCAGGCGGAGCUGCGGAGGGCCGUGUGCGGCUUCCAGGCCCUUGCCGUGUCUACCCAGUAUUUCUCCAGAAAGAAUGAAAGUGCCCUUGUGAAAGAAAAAGAGCUGUCAAUCGAACUUGCAAACGUCAGGGAUGAAGUUGCCUUCAACGCGGCCAAGUGUGAGAAACUGCAAAAGGAGAAGGAGGACCUGGAGUGGAGGUUUGAGGAGCAGGUGCGCGAGCUGGGCUGGCGGCAGCAGGCGGAGCUCCAGGACCUGGAGGAGAGCCUGCAGGUGCGGUUCCAGGCGGAGGCGAUGCGCCUGCAGGAGGGGCACCACGCCCAGCUGCUGCGGAUCCGGUGUCAGCACCAGGAGCAGGUAGAAGACAUCACGGCCAGCCAUGAGGCUGCUGUCCUGGAGAUGGAGAAUAACCACACAGUAGCCAUCGCGAUCCUGCAGGACGACCACCACCACAAGGUCCAAGAACUGAUGUCUGCCCAUGAGCUUGAAAAGAAAGAAUUGGAAGAAAAUUUUGAAAAGCUGCGGCUGUCAUUACAGGACCAGGUACACAUGCUGACCUUCCAGAGCCAGUCUCUGCGGGACCGGGCCAGACGCUUUGAGGAGGCCCUGAGGAAGAACGCCGAGGAACAGCUGGAGAUUGCACUGGCUCCCUAUCAGCACUUGGAAGAAGACAUGAAGAGUUUGAAGCAGGUAUUAGAGAUGAAGAAUCAGCAAAUACACCAGCAGGAAAAGAAGAUCAUUGAGCUAGAAAAACUGGCGGAAAAGAACAUUAUUCUAGAAGAAAAGAUCCAGGUUCUCCAGCAGCAGAACGAAGACCUCAAAGCAAGGAUCGACCAGAACACCGUUGUCACAAGACAACUGUCGGAGGAAAAUGCCAAUCUCCAGGAAUACGUGGAGAAAGAAACCCAGGAGAAGAAGAGACUGAGCCGAACCAACGAAGAGCUGCUGUGGAAGCUCCAAACCGGGGACCCGACCAGCCCGGUUAAACUGUCCCCCACAUCCCCUGUUUACCGCGGCUCCUCCUCGGGGCCCUCCUCUCCCGCCAGAGUCAGCACGACGCCCAGAUGACGCCGCCGCCACGCCGCCUGCGGGAGCCGUGGCUCCUGUCCACCCAGGGCUCCUACCUGGAGGGAGAAUUGACCAGGGGCCGGCCCGGGGCUGGCCCUGCACGCAUGCUCAGUAGCUGCCUAGCUGCAUUCUAAGCCAAGUCCUCUUCCGAUCCUCUUGUAAGACUGUCCUGGCGUUGGCGCUUAGGAAAGCGUAAACGGUAGUGUCUGAUGUGCAAACGUUUGACCGUAGUUAGAGCCAAAAGAAAGAAAGAAACUCCAGUUGUUCCCGAGCAAUGAACUCUCACUGCAGAAUUUCAGGUUAGCUACAAAUAGCUCAGUUUUGAAUAUACAUUGAAUAAUCCUUGUGUACUGCACCGACCUGUGUGUAUAUUUAGAUACACGUAUAUACACAUGCA